GCCCGGCGCAGCCCGCACCCGCGCCCGGGCGGAGACCUGCGCGGGCUGCACCGCUCCUACCCCGGCGGGGGGCACCGUGCCCCAUCCCCUCACCCCUGCAGCGCCUUGGCCCCGAGGAUGAGCUCCCCCAGCAGCAUCGGGCACUUCAGCGUCUGGGACUACGUGGUCUUUGCGGCCAUGCUGCUGGUGUCGGCGGCCAUCGGCAUCUACUAUGCCUUUGCGGGAGGGGGGCAGAAGACCUCCAAGGACUUCCUCAUGGGGGGCCGCAGCAUGACCGCCCUGCCCGUGGCGCUCUCUCUCACCGCCAGCUUCAUGUCAGCCGUCACAGUGCUGGGCACCCCUGCCGAGGUCUACCGCUUCGGUGCCAUCUUCAGCAUCUUUGCCAUCACCUACACCCUGGUGGUGCUGUGCAGUGCUGAGAUAUUCCUGCCCGUCUUCUACCGACUGAGUAUCACCAGCACCUAUGAGUAUUUGGAGCUUCGAUUUAAUAAAUACCUGCGUCUCUGUGGAACAGUGGUCUUCAUUGUACAAACGAGUUUAUACACUGGUAUUGUCAUUUAUGCUCCAGCUCUAGCAUUAAAUCAAGUCACAGGCUUCAACCUCUGGGGUGCAGUGGUGGCAACUGGUGUAGUCUGCACAUUCUACUGCACAUUGGGUGGCCUGAAGGCCGUGGUGUGGACAGACGUUUUCCAGGUUGGGAUAAUGAUCGCUGGAUUUUCAUCUGUGAUUAUACGAGCCGUGGUGGUUCAAGAGGGAAUUGGACGCAUUGUGAAUGAUUCCUACUAUGGAGGAAGAUUAAACUUCUGGGACUUUAAUCCCAAUCCUUUGCAAAGGCACACCUUCUGGACAAUUGUUAUAGGUGGGACCUUCACAUGGACUGGCAUAUAUGGGGUCAACCAGUCUCAAGUACAGAGAUACAUUGCAUGUAAAACCAGGUUUCACGCAAAACUGUCUCUCUAUAUCAACUUGGUGGGCCUCUGGGCAAUCCUGGUAUGCGCAGUGCUGUGCGGACUGGCGCUGUACUCCAUCUACAAGGACUGCGACCCAUGGACAGCUGAGCAAGUCUCAGCACUAGACCAGCUAAUGCCCUACCUAGUUCUGGAUAUUCUCCGUGAUUUUCCAGGAUUGCCAGGCCUUUUCGUGGCUAGUGCCUACAGUGGGACAUUAAGUACAGUGUCCUCCAGCAUCAAUGCUCUGGCUGCCGUGACCGUUGAAGACCUCAUUAGGCCACACUUCAGACCUCUCUCGGAAAAGAAACUGUCCUGGAUUUCCAUGGGGAUGAGCCUGUUUUAUGGCGGAGCGUGCAUUGCUAUGGCUGCAUUGGCAUCUCUCAUGGGAUCCUUGUUGCAGGCAGCACUAAGCAUUUUUGGCAUGGUUGGUGGUCCCCUUUUAGGACUGUUUGCCUUGGGAAUUCUCUGCUCCUUUGCAAAUGGAGUGGGUGCAUUUGUUGGUCUUGUCAGUGGCUUUGCUAUUUCACUCUGGGUUGGAAUUGGAGCUCAGAUUUAUCCUCCUCUCCCAGGGAGGACUAUUCCACUAAGUCUUUCAACUGCAGGCUGUAACAUAUCCAGCUCAAGCAAUUUCACUUCAUCAACAGAAAAUCCAUUAACAACACUCUUCCACACACAAGCUGAAGAAUAUACAAGGCCUGCUCUAGCAGACAACUGGUAUUCCUUGUCUUACCUCUACUUCAGCACACUUGGGACCCUUGUCACAAUAGCCGUGGGAAUAGUGAUCAGCCUCCUCACAGGAGGACUAAAGCAGACGACGGACCGUAAAUUCCUGCUGACCAAAGAAGACUUCCUGUCCAACUUUUCAUGGUCUAAAUCUGAGACACCAGAGAAAGUGGAAGUGUUGAACUGGAAACCAUUCACCCUGGCAUCUGAAGGAACCGACAACCCUGCUUUCAGCCACAUGGAAAUGAAGGUCUCAGGCAAUAAGGAAAAAGUCAAUGGCCUUCAUAUAUGACACGGGGCCAUGUCAGCCCAUGAGGACAGUUCUGCUUAUAUAUUAAAAGCAUUGCUGACAUUCCUGCAAUGGAUCAGUUACCAGCCUUGCUGGUGUUGUGGGCAGAAGUCUCUGCAGAGCUUUGUGGCACUGUCACGCUUGUAUGACCUUGACAUUAAGAACAUGUCAAGUGAGGAAUCAGGUCUUUCUUGCUCUUUGCUCUUGCUCUCCCUGUCUCUUGGGAUCUUUGCAACAGGGCUUAAGGUGAUGUCUCUAAGUGAAAUGUUUGCCAGAUAUUCCUGAGCCUCCUGAAAAAUACCUGCUUUUAAUCUCAGUUCACUCUCACAGCAAAUUUUUUUUAAUAAGAUCACAAUGUUCCCCCAGAAAUGGCUAUUUCUCUUGUUUGUUUUUUGGUUUUUUUAAGCCAUUGAAAGUAUGAAGAGAUUAGUACUGCAAGAUCUUAUCAGAUUGGAAGAAACACAGGUUUUUCUAAAGUACAGCAGGCGUAUUUAGUGCCAUCUGGUUGCUUAGUAGAAAUGAUCCUGAGAAUGUAUUUAUUUUGCUGUUUUUGUUGUGUAUUUUUGUUUUCAUUAAGCCACUUGUUCUCAGGUUACCUCUGUCUCCUCCUUUCUGCUCACUGCUGGGAGCUGCAAGAGUGCCUUUGGAGAUGGAUGGAGGCAAGAGUUAGUAAUAUCCUUCCUUUCACUCCCUCCCUCGCUCUUCUGCCCUGUCUUGCCCAUACAGAGCUGGUCCUCAUGAUGGAAAUGAGCUAACUGGGCUUUUCAUUCAGAUCCAUGUAGCAGAGCCACAGCAGUCUUCUUCAUGCCCACAGUGCUGGCCAAGGACCGCUCUUGCACAGGGCUGGGUCUGGCGUGGCAAAGAUGUUAAUGGAAGAGGAGUGGUCUCUUUGCUGUGCCAGAUGAGACCAUUGCAGAGAGAAGGUGGUGGCAGCUGCAGCUGCCACCUGCAGAGCUAUGCACUAAAACCUCAUGCAGCCAUUUGUGUUCUUUUGGUCCCUGUUGUGACAAUUCAGGUGCAGCCAUCACGGUUGGUCCAGAUUAGGCUAGAGCCCAUCUUGUGUUUCAGCAGGUGGGCAGACUCUGCUGCACCACCAUCCCAGGAAGGGGAAGCGAUCACAGAGGCGGUAAUUUGAGGAAGGCUUUUCCCUCUGGCUGGACUGCCGAGGGGAGCUGAAUGGCACAUCCUCCAUAACCACAUGCUUCUGUGGUUGAGAAGGGUGCAGACCCCAGUAGCUUGCUCAUACUGUGUGCUUGCUGGCGUGGCAGGGAACAGACCUGCUCUGUUGUUUGUACAGCAGGCCUUCUGCUAUAGCUAUACAUGGAUAUUAAUACUCCUCUAAGGCAGCAGAAUAAGCUUGGACUAUAACAGCCUUUGCAGGAAAGCCAAUCUGCGGAGCUCAUAAAGCAGUUGUGCUUGAGACCCAAACGAAACAUUGACUGCAUGUCUUCAAUGCUUGCUAGAAGUCAUGCUGCGGCUGUGCUAGGUCCCAAGCCACUGCAGCUUGGAACAGGACACAGUGCUAGUUUAUCUGCUGUGACCUGGGCCCUUCAGUAUUUAAAUCAAGCUACUUUGUGCCCCUGUGACAGAGGGUACUUGAUGAUCUACUGCAUGAGAUGAGCUGACAGAAUCAGAAAACAUUAGGAAGUGAAAAUGGGCUCCAAGAGGCUGGCCUUUUCUAGCGAAUUACAGGCCAGAUGCCUGCUCUAUCUUGUGUUCCCAUAUUGGAGAUGUGAGACAGCAGCAUCCUGAAGAAAGUCUUCUGGGAUCCGGGACAGGGGCCUCUAUUCUUGGACUGUCCUAGCCACUCUGAGACUAAUCCACCAAGUGGAAGAGUUGCCUUUGCUUCCAGUGCUGGAAAAGGUUAAGUGCAGCCCAUCCAGCCUAUGGCCCUGUCUCCAUGACACGGGAAUAGACACUGCAUUUUGUAUUACAGAACAGUUCUUGAGCACUGGAGCAGAAUAAUUUGUACUUACCAGGAACUUUCAGCGCACAGAUCUGAAAAAGGGAAAGUACUAGGAUAUCCACUAUACUGCAGAGUGCCAAAAUGUAGUGAAAGGCACUGGUGUGCCUCUACUCUGUUGUACAGAGCAAGCCAUCAAUGGAGAAGACAGCAGCCUCUGUGCCCACUGGUAUGGGUUACAGUGCUCGCAACACACUCUCUUCAUGCUAAUCUCCCAUCUGACUGUGCUUCCCGGGGUGACUGAUCAUUACCAGCUGGUUCCUAUAGAAUAGUAUCGCUAAGUCCUUUAUUGCACUGCUCUGUACUGCAAUCAUUUUUUGCAUAAUAACUGACACCCCAUUAAACUGUCUUGGAUGACCUGUGACUUCCACCUGGUUUUUUUUCAUGGAGUGAAGGCUAAUUUUCCCAGUUAUCACAGUUAAGAAAAAGUGUAGCAUCAUUUUUUUUCUCAGUGUUUUGAAUUCAUAUAAUUUAUUAAAACCGAGAAAGCACAUAAAUAAGCAUCUUAAAUUUUGACUUAUGGUCUGACAUCACUAUUUAAGCAAUGAGCAGUCAUUUAGUUUUGAUUUUGGUAUGAAGUGAAAGUUUGGGCCACAUGUAUCUAUCUGCAAUAUCUAUUGACCCACAAUCAAGAUGGCAAGAUGAAUAUUCCCUGGGGGAAAUAUCUUGCUCUAGAAGGUUUAGAGACAAGCAUCCUUGAACUUUGCAGAGGACUCUGGGAACUACCCCAUUUAUUGCUACCUAACCUCCCAGGAUUGCUGCAGAGGUAAAGAGUGACCCUUUCUGACCUAUUUUUUUUCAAAACACUUAUUUUUUUGAUCAGCAUCACUAAUUAAAGCACUUUUAAUUCUGAAAAAUAUUUUCUCUGGGAUCUUACAGUGUCCUCCUCUAGCUGGACUCACAGCCAGGGCCUUGCCUGAGUAAAAGCAGCAAGAUAAUUCUUAGUGUCUCUGUUGCUCUCCUCCAUCCUGAUCCCUUCUCUAUUCCAGCUAGAAGUGCACCCCACAAAGAAGUGAAGGAUGAUGAAAGUCUAUUAAUUCCAUGUAAAGUGAGAGCACUCCACACUGUCCAAAUUACAUGUAGCAUCCAGUAGGGUCAAGAAAGAAAACAAGUAAGAACAUUAAAAAAGAGUUAAAAUACAAUGCUAAUAACAUUUGACAAUGUAAACAUGCAAAGGAUUCACAGCGAGAAGGUACUGACUGGAUCUUGUUCUUUUUGCUCUGCAUUUACAUUUGCUUCCACUGAACUGGUCUGCCUGCUGUCUGAAAAGAUAAGGUAUAUAGAAAGUAACUCAUGAAUGCCAAACAGCAAAGAUUUCAUAUGCAUAAUUUAUUUUAAAGUUUAUUGUGUCACAUUAUACAAGCAUUAAACAUGGCUUUAUGUUGAUGAUUUA
This is a messenger RNA of Dromaius novaehollandiae (emu), 5318 nucleotides long. It is a transcript of the gene SLC5A8, whose product is annotated as solute carrier family 5 member 8. The record is from RefSeq and is a predicted model, not a curated record. The transcript has 15 exons. Gene Ontology annotation, molecular function: organic acid:sodium symporter activity. NCBI's taxonomy places the organism in Eukaryota, Metazoa, Chordata, Aves, Casuariiformes, Dromaiidae. The coding region runs from base 118 to 1965 and encodes 615 amino acids. Gene Ontology annotation, cellular component: membrane; extracellular exosome. Gene Ontology annotation, biological process: propanoate transmembrane transport; sodium ion transport.